Molecule: messenger RNA, 7871 nt
Organism: Haliotis rufescens (red abalone)
Lineage: Eukaryota; Metazoa; Mollusca; Gastropoda; Lepetellida; Haliotidae
Exons: 20
Coding region: 1092-4502 (1136 amino acids)
Biological process (GO): Rho protein signal transduction
Molecular function (GO): guanyl-nucleotide exchange factor activity
Source: RefSeq, a predicted model, not a curated record
GCUCUGGUUAGUGGAGCGGGCACGUUCAGUAGCCAGCCAAUUGGAUUUCCGGACACAGGGAGCCCCUCGCUCCGUGUUUACAUUGUGUUACUUAUACAUAACUGGUAUGAACAACACCCUGGACAGGCUUGUACGUUCCGCCAAGCCGUGAGAGACUGUCAGUCAGGUGUUUGAUGGUAUCCGUUGUCUGGAUAAUACCUACGGCGAAGAUUGAAACAUUACAUAACAAUGUGAAGACGAUGGUGGGUCUGUGCUUAGGAUAAAGAGGAGGAUAACAGCUUUUUAGUUAGGAUAACAGUUUCUAACUGUGAAGAAGACAACUGAUGUCGUUUGGUGGAUGAGGAUGUGAUAGCCAUCAUUACAGAGUGUGUGUGUACAGUGAUUGGUGUUAAGCUAUAUCGUGGAUUGUUGUGAUGGACACUGUUAACAUAACAGUUAACUGUUAACAUAACGGUGUCAUUUUGACAACCCUGCAUCAGGCAAGCUUGUUGUGUCUUGGGUAACGUAGUUAUAUAUCGUGUAUAUCUACCUACAGAAACAGUUGAGUGUUAAACUGACAACUUUGAUGGAUAACUGUUAACCAAGGAUAACUGUGAUAGAGUACGAUGAGAAGGAUAACGGAUAACACAGAUCAGAUUCUAUAUUGAUUACAUGUUACAGGAUAGAUAUAUUGUAAGUGAGAAAGGGAUAUACUCUGUAAAUGAUAACAAUGUGUUAUGGGUACAUUUAAAGGAUGAUAACAUCGAUAUACUACGCACAUUUUAAAGGAUAGCAUGGAUAUUCCGUGUACAUUCUGAAUGUGCUGAUUUGACGAUUAUAUUGGAAGAGAUAACAUUUUUUUACUGAAUCAUCUGAAAACAAUUAUGAUAUAUCGAUUACACAGAACGGAUAUAAGAGUGAUAUACUGAGUUUACAACAAUGAUAUGACAGCGAUAUGCUGAGUGCACAACAAGGAUAUAACUGAUAUACUGAGUGCACAACAAGGAUAUAAUUGAUAUACUGAGUGCACAACAAGGAUAUAAUUGAUAUACUGAGUGCACAACAAGGAUAUAAUUGAUAUACUGAGUGCACAACAAGGAUAAACCGUUAUAAUGGAGAAACAGGUGAAGAGCUACUCUCAGAUCUAUGCCGGAAACUGGCACCAUGGUCCUCAUGUGGUCUCCCGGAGGCACCGCGCCCCACCCCUGGUGAACCUCUCCCCCAGACUGAGGUCCCUCCAGGACGUGGAGACAGUUGGAUAUCCCCUAUACGUCAUAUGGGACGAGAGCCCGGUCUCCUCUGAUCAAGGCGAUGACCCUCCCGACAACGUGACCGACGAGGGAGGAGGGAAAGACCUAUCCCCCGACCCUUCCAGCAAAAGACAAGCGUACCGCUACAGUGUCCCCCACCGUUGGAAGCGCGCCCUGGCGCCCCCGGACUCGCCCAGGAUGAAAAAAGCCCUCAACCGCCUGUCCUGGUCUGGGGAAAACACGUCCCCCCCGGGCCAAGACGUCUCCAGAACCUCGCCAGACUUCGGUGACUCCAGGGAUGUCUCCAACACACUGCCCAGGAGAAGACCUUGCUCAAUGUCUGGAGUUCCUGUGUACGAGACCCCGGUGCCGGAGAAAGGGCGUAACGGUUUCCAGAAUGGGGGCGUUGGCUAUGAUGCCUCCAGGGUGGAGAUGAAUAGUGCUGGGGGUAGCAUGGUACCCCCGUGCAACGCGCUGCCCAGUGCGAGGUCGUACUGUCUGUUCAAACAGCCAAAAUCUGUGCCUUCUGAUUUCGGGUCUCAAGCCGGCCGAAGACACGACUCUUUUGAAAGUGCUCAGAGAGACACGCAUGAUGACUGCAAACAUCUUCGGCGGAGUCAAAGCGACAACACGACGGAGGCGUCGCGGUAUAGGAAGUUUGAUAUUGUGGGAGAGAGCUUUGAUGCAAGGUACCCUUGGCAGAGGGAUGUGUCAGUUCAAUGUGAUAUGAGUUAUUGGAAACAAUUCCAGAAACACAACCACCCAAGCAGUGAACCCUCUAAAUCUGGACUUAUUGACAAAGAUAAUUCUCUGGGAUCUUCUAUGACGAAUGUGUGUCUGCGAAGAAGGGAUAACUUUGCCAACAGAGGGAAGCCAAGGCCUAAUUCAAUAGGUCCUAUUGAUAACUGCAAGUUUCAGAACGAGUUGGCUCGAUUUAGAGAUGGCUACACACGCCGAGGACGAAAAUCCGAGCCUUCUCUUGGUUUGUUCCAAUCGCCACCGCCCAACCGAACACGACUACCAUUGGUCCUCUCCGAUGACACGGGGUCAGUGUCCGACCUUGAAUCCAUCCUAGAGAACCCGGAUGAUUUUGAACACACGGAUCUCUCCAGACAUACGAGCUUCACAUCAUAUGAUGAAGAUGACGGAGACUCACGAUACAACUGUUCGGAAUUAGCCGCAGUCACGGAAAGUUCCGAUGAUGACCGAUUGGAUAUACUGCCUUCACCUUCAAUCUCCCCACAGAUGUGGCGCAGCGUCGAGGAUUAUGGAAACCAGUCCGACUCCGAAUCUUCUUCAGAAAACCGAAACGACAUGUUUAAGCGUGCCGACGUUGCCUUUGUGUCCAUACCCAACACCAGACUUCGUCGACGGCAGCCCCAGAGGAGGUUAAGUUCUGGCAGUCUCACAGACGGCUCGGAAACAGAGAAUGAACCCUCUCCACCUGUCGCCAGGCGAGGCAGGCGAUCCGCCAUCUUUGAAACGAAGAACUGUGGCGAUGUGUCCCCCACUACCCUAUCCCCCGAAGUGUCACCUAGCAACUCCUGUGAUGAAGGGGACGGAGCGAGUAACAUCGCCGAGCGACUACGACGUCGUCGGAGCUCCGUGGACUUAGCUAUGAACAUCUACCCCGGAGAUCUACUUGUUCAGGAACAUCAUAAGAAGCUUAUCAAGAGGAAUACUAUAGCAGACUUCUAUGCAGGCCGCAAUGGAACCACGCAACAACCGCCACCAGCCACCAUAGCAGAGGCCCCUGGAGAUGCACGUGAUUCCAGGAAAGGGCGCCAACCAUUUUCAUUAUUAAAAUUGAUGAAAACCCGGAGUAAAGAAUCUUUGUCUCAACUCGGGGAGCUACUCAGCAAGAUCAAACCGUCCGAAUUCAAAGAUAACCACUUAGCGGCAUACAAAAACUUACACUGGUCCGACCUGAUCGCGAGCUCUGACAAACAGCAGGAAUGUACCAGCUUGUCUGAGACUGAGCGGAAGCGGCGAGAGGCAGUGUGGGAACUCUUCAAGAGCGAGUGUGUCUUCCUCAUUGAUCAUCUCAUGGUACUAAAACAUUGUUUCAUGGAGCCACUCAAGAAGUUGCAAGUGGAGGGGUUCCUUAUGUUCGCCGAGCCACAAGACAUCUUCGGCAACCUCGACGAACUCUGCUACGUCAGUUACACAUUCUGCAAAGAUUUCCUUUCCGCACUGCUAAAGGACAUGAGCUGCACGGAGUUCGGCCGCACAAAAGUCCUUAUCAAAGCGUUCCAAAGAUUUUCUGCUCACUCCAAAGACGGUGCCGUCUAUCAUACGUAUUGCCUCAACUACACAAAUGCAUUAUCAUACCUGGAGAAACUACGGCAAAAUGCAGAGUUUGCUGAAUUUGAAAAGUGGGGGCAGCAGGACGCGCGCUGUAAUCGUCUUCAGCUCUCUGACCUUCUUGUAGCUCCCAUGCAGCAUUGCACCAAACUUCCGCUCCUGCUCAAUAACAUCCGGAAGUACACAGCAGGCGAACUCGAGAAACAACAGGUGACGGAAUCACUUGAGAAGGUCGAAACGUCGUUAAAGCAGCUGGAGGACAAGAUGAAGUGGGUGAGGAACUAUGAGCGCGUGCAGGAGAUUCAGCAGCUGGUGGUGUGGCCAGCUGUCACCGACCUUGACCCCAGGGUCUACAUACCAGAGUGCUUAAAGGCUACGUUGGGCAAGCAGCCGUGUGAGAAGCUUCUCGCUUGCACGAAGAGACAGCUCAUGUAUGAAGGCCAGCUGGCGCUGAUUGAAACGACCAAGUCUGUAGAGGUGCAUAUAUUUGUUUUUGAUGACAUUUUGCUGAUAACCAAGAUGAAAAAAAGCCCAAGAAAGAAACAGUCUGUGAACGAGGUGAGCACCAAGUCGCCAUCUAGCAGUCAGGCAGACAGAUGCACAUACACCGUGUACAGACAACCAAUCGCCUUAGACAGAUUCAACAUUCAUGACGUCACUUCCGUUGAUGCUGCUGCCUGCGGCUUAAAGAAUAUUUUCGUACUGGUUCAGUUCAGCCGCUUUCAACAAAUCAUCGGCGUCUACACACUACAAGCCUCUUGUGAGGCAUCUAAGUCCACGUGGCUUUCUCAAAUCCGCGAAGCUAAGGAAAAAUACAGCGAGCGGGAGACGAGUCGCCAGAAUUCCUUCAAGGAGAACCAAGACCCGAGGGUAGAGCCUCCAGUCCGCUCCCCUCGACAGAUGAACAGGAACACUGCCAUGAGAAGGAUACACGGAAAAUCAAGGUCGAUGGACGCCAUGUUUUUGUGACACUAAUAAGGAAGUGACGUUUAGCGAAACAUGUGUGACGUCAUGCUCAUAUUUCGAUGACGUAUACAGGACCAAACACAUAAACAGAGUUGCAUUUGUGCGGUGUCAAGAGGCGAAGGUUUGGUGCUUGGUCAUAAUAAUUCUUAAAAUAGCCACAGAUUUGUAUGAAAGGGGAAGUAACUCUUGGACUCGAGUUCCAAGGGACACGUGGUGGACCUAGUCAAAUUUCAAAGUAAGACCAUCAUUUUAAGACAUCGCUUUUACGCAUCUGUCGCAACUUUAUUAUAUUUUUCUUUUCAAUUUAAAACAAAAUCCGUUAACCAAGUACCUAAAAAUCCAAUCUCAUUAAAAUCAGAUCUUAGUUCUCGCUACUACCGCUAAACAAAGAUCUUUGUUCAGCGGUAGCGAGGACUAAGGUCUGUUGAAAAUGAGAAUGCUAAAAAUCACACGAUCACAGAGAGACCAUUGAUAUUUUAAUUUAACAUUUUGAUUUACGAACUUGUUGACACGUGCAUUAUGUUCAGGCAGAUAUAACAGGUAUAUUGAUUAUAUUAUGAGUGCUACAGAGGGCUAACGGAAUACUUUAAACACAAACAUAUACGCGUGCGUGUAGUUUUAGUAUCCACGCGCCACAUCACACCUGCAAUGCUAACGGUACCACCAUGACAAAAGGGUUUAAUCUAGUGCUGUUAGGGUGCACGGGUUGCCCAGUCGUCGAAGGCGCCGCGAUUCGCUGUGCAGAGUUGCGUCCCUUGGGCCCGCCAGAAACCUAGGAUUGUCCCAAUUAUGUUUCUAGGUUUGUCGGCACCAUACCCGUGCUCGUGGGUUUCACCGAAGUGGUAAACGUCUGAGACCUGCAUCACUUUGGGCUUUCCUCCCACAUUAAGCUGACACGCCGUGAUAUAACUGGAAUACUGUUAAAAGCGGCGUUAAACCCAACUCACUCACUCACUGGUGCUGUUAAUUGUUCAAAAAUAAAACAAAUAUAAUUCGUUAAAGUUACGUCUUCAAACUACUUAAUCAGGUAAUUUGUGUUGAAAGAGUCUUGUCGACAAUAUUGAUGUGAUAUGCAAACUAAUAUGCAUGAAGUUUGCAUGAAGAGUAUAGCAAUUCGAAAAAACGCGCCGUAGAGCUAUCUACACUGGCUUUUUGGGGGUGUGCGUUAUUGUAAAUGGUAACAUUUUCUGAUCAAUUCAUAAACUGUAAUUGUUGAUUGAAAUUUAAACCACAGAGUAGCACAGUAUUUUCCCAUUUUUCUGUUGUCUCCUAGUUGAAUUUUCCUUUCUUCAGCGAUGUUUUGUUACGUAUUCUUUGUGGCCGACGUGCAGCCUCUUAUUUAGUCUCGCGCGAGUUAUGUCCCUUGAACGCGAUUUAUGUUUUCAACGACUUGCUUAAUAUUUAUUACAGCGUAUGAAAUUUUAAGCCAAAAUUUAGUAUCGUGCUAUUGAUUGAUACCAGGUCUGAUUAAGGAUUUAUUUUUAAGGCUGAACAUAUGUAUUUAUAAUCAUCUUUCUAUUAUUUCAUUUCACAUGCGGACAAUUUGAUAAUUCAAUCAAAGCUUAAUAUGUAACGGUUAUGUAAAAUGGCCAAAGAAAACAUGUCGCUUGUGGGCUAAUGGGCGAGUAGUUUCAGGCGAGGUUCCACAUGUAUUCAUGUGCUAUGGAAUUGGUGGAAUAUUGCUAAAACUGGAGUAAAUCCAUAAGCAUCGACAUUUCGAAACUCAAAAAUAGGCCAUUGUCAUUUGAAACUGAGCAAAACUCGUCAUAUUCUUUCGUUUUCAACUUUGUUCUGAUUUUGUUCGUACAGUUUACACUCGUGUGGCAUCUAAGCCGUACAAGAAGAUAAAUAUAUUUGUCUUAGCAAUAUAUCUUUUUAUUGUUUGUCUCUUAUGAGGUCUGCACAAUUGCUCAACGGUCCUAGAACUUUUGUUUAUUUUUAAGAGAUAAUUUUAUCUGCUCAGAUAUUUCUACAGUGAGGGUACGACUAUUUAUUGUAAUCACCAUUUAUUGAUCAAUUCCUGUUUAUGUUUUUUUGACAUGUUUUUGUCAACCCUUGGUGCAUUGUACAUAGAUUUUUAUAACCAUAAUCAAGUAAAUCGUACGUCAUGCCUAGUCCUACCAUAUUAAAUAUUUCAGAGCGAUCAUCUCGCAUAAGUUCGUUACGAAAUAAUACAAUACAGAAGUAAAUGUAUGACUAAUGCGAUGCUAACGGGUCGCUUUGAUCGUCUAGUAACGGUAAAGCGAAAGGGUAUAACAGUAAACAUUGAAAACCGUUACUCGGGUCCCGGGCACCUGCAUCUAAGCGAUCGCGAGUACUGUUAGAAUCACCUCCUUGUAUAGUAGGGGCAUUGCCCCGUGAAUAAUUUGUUUUAAUGAUACGGACAUUUGUUCAUAAAGAGUCCAGAAUGAAAGGGUUUCUGUGUAUAAAGUAUCGUUUAUAGCCGAUGCCGUGCCCAUUCAUUUGAUGUUCAGAAAGGUGCUGUUGUGUUUGUGAUAGCUCAGGUCAAAUGACAUCAUUAAUUUUAAGAAAUAGAUGCUCCGACUAAAUUGUUAUAGUUCAGCGUGAUAGCUCUUUCAGAACUUCUAAACUAUUCAAGCUAGUGAUCUGGUAACUUGUGCGUUAAGUUCAAAGACAUAACACGCUAGAGAAUAACUCGUCUCGAUUAUCCGACGAUAAUCCAUUGAGCUUAAACGACAAAAUAACGGUAAAAACAAUACGAUCAGGAUCACUGAAAAGCAGUGAUAAUACCAGGUGUUCGAAUUAUCACAGACAUUUCUAAAGGUUAAAACGUUAAGCAUUGGUCUCCCUUAUCGAGAUGAAUCUCCCCAGCCUUUUGCUUUGAGCUGCGGGAAAUCUUCUUUAGCCUUGUGUUAAUAGGACAGAAGCCACUACGGUGUGCACAGAAACACCAUCUAUUAGUUAUGCCAUUGUGCUGGAAUCGGUUUGGAGAGAGUACCAGGGAGCUCUGUUUGUUAUUUCGUUAUUGCAAUGUAUUCUUCACACCUGUCUCCUGUAUCUGUGAUUCUGGUUGCCAUGGCGAUGCAAAAAUCAUUCCAUUGUUACAAGACCUUUUCCAGACUUUUUUGUGCUUUGUUUUCAUUGGUUGGAAACCCGAUCCUAUCGUUUUUUACCCUGCUUGAUAUGGGUACAGAUUAUUUUGGGGUCAAAAAAUGAAUAAUGGACAAAGGAGUUUGGGAUGGGAGGUUGUUUAUGUUGGUGAAUGUUCACAGCGUAACGUGGGCACUGCACGAUUCUGUAAACAGUGAGGGUUCAUUUUGUACAUACUGUGUAAAAAUGUUAAGAUGUAAAUUAUAUAGUUGUGUACUGUUGAUAAUUUUGAAGAAAAAAUAAAUAAACCUGAUAUUUUAA